This is a messenger RNA of Rhododendron vialii, 3849 nucleotides long. Its product is annotated as kinesin-like protein KIN-14T. NCBI's taxonomy places the organism in Eukaryota, Viridiplantae, Streptophyta, Magnoliopsida, Ericales, Ericaceae. Gene Ontology annotation, biological process: microtubule-based movement. The transcript is spliced from 11 exons. Gene Ontology annotation, molecular function: microtubule motor activity; microtubule binding; ATP binding. Bases 647 to 3508 code for a protein of 953 amino acids. The record is from RefSeq and is a predicted model, not a curated record.
CCAUUGUAUUGUAUUAUAAUCCAAACAACAAUUGGUCCCUCCCUCCCCAACCAACAGGCAUCUCUCUCUCUCUCUCUCUCUCUCUCUCUCUCUCUCUCUCUCUCUCUCUCAUGUUGCAAGGGUAGUAAGUAGUAUAUUUUUGUCAAGAAGUCAGGCUCCAAAGCAGAAGUGAGUAGUAGGUAGCUGUAGAAAAGUAUUCUGAUGCAAAUGAGGGAGAAACCACAUGGUGGGGGCUUUCAGACUUCUGCUGACAGUUCUGAUCAUAGAGAGUAAUGGCAUUUGUUUCAUUUGGCAGUGGCUGUCUUUUCUCCUUCGAAAUAUCAUACCCACACACUCAUGUAUUGGUACGAAUAUAUGGUCAUUUCCUGUUCAGUCAACAGAGCAAAACACCAACGGGCUAUGAAUUACUACUACUUCAAAAUCCCCUCCCCUCCUCAUACAUUAUUUAUCUUCAUCACCUACCGCAUAUAUGCAGUUUCUCAUGACACUUCCAUCUUCAAUAGGCUGCCUUGGGCUUUGUAUAUGCCUUAGAGCAGAAAGUCAUACAUACAGCAGAUCAUGAGUAUUAUUGUUAAGGUGCUUAGUUAUUAGUACUAUUGUUAAGCUGAACUGAAGCAGCUGCAGCAGCUCAUACAUACAGCAGAUCAUGAGUAUCGAUUAUCGAAAAUCCAUCCAUAGUCUGGCUGAGUCUAUCCAUUCUCUCUUAGGAUCAAAGACACAUCUAAUUACCCCAAGCUGGGUUGAUUCAGUCAGUAAUAUAAUCAGAAGCUCACCAUCUUAUCAACGAGGACAUCAUCAUCAUCAUGACCAUGAGGAUGACUAUAAGAAGGGCCUUGCCAUUCCGAAAAUACAAGAUGAACUUGCUGCACUAAAUGCCAAUAUCUGCCAAUUGAACAUACAGAGAAGGCAGGUCCUCAAUGAUUUCCUAGACCUCAAAGGGAACAUUCGUGUUUUUUGUCGUGUCAGACCCAUCACCAUGGGUGACAAUUGCUACCUUCUUAGACCUGUUGUGGCUCUGGAUUCAAGUCGUUUGGCACUAAAUUUUGCCAAGAAUAAGAGCAAAAUUUAUAGUUUUGACAAGGUUUUCCACCCCAGUUCAUCACAAGAUGAGGUUUUCGAAGAAGUUGAGCCGGUUAUCAAAUCAGCCUUGGAUGGCUACAAUGCUUGUAUAUUUGCUUAUGGGCAGACAGGCACCGGUAAAACUUUCACAAUGGAAGGAACUGCAGAUCAUCCAGGUGUAAUCCCCCGAGCAAUGGAAGCACUCUUCAAGCAAGCAGCAGGCAGUAAUCACCCAUUUCUCUUCAGUUUCAGUAUGCUUGAGAUUUACAUGGGAUAUCUAAAAGAUUUGCUUGUUCCUCGGACAACAAAGGCAACUGAGCACAUGCCACCAUGCCUCUCAAUCCAAACAGAUUCUGAAGGAGAGAUCGAGAUCAACAACCUAGCCACCAUCCAAGUGAGUGACUUCAACCAAGCAAAAAGGCUGUAUACAAUGGGACGUCGUUCCAGAUCCACAGCUUCUACGAAUUCCAACCAAUCUUCGAGUAGAUCUCAUUGCAUGACUCGCAUAUUGAUGACUUGUUUUGAUGCUAACACGAGGAGAAGGAUAACAAAUAAAAUAUGGAUGGUUGACCUAGGGGGAAGUGAGCGUGUUCUAAAGACAAAGGCAAUGGGACGAAGAUUUGAAGAAGGAAAAGCAAUUAAUCUGUCACUGUCAGCCCUUGGGGAUGUCAUCAAUGCCCUCCACAGAAAGAAUUCCCACAUACCUUACAGGAAUAGCAAGCUGACACAAGUUCUUAAAGAUUCCCUAGGGGAUGAUUCAAAAACACUGAUGCUUGUCCAUGUUAGUCCCAAAGAGGAAGAUUUGUGUGAGACAAUAUGCUCUUUAAAUUUUGCAACACGGGCGAGAAGCAUUCACCUUUGCAAUGAGGAAUCCAAUGAAGCAAAGGUGCAACGAGAAGUUGAAAUGAACAGUCUGCAGUACAGGAUGAAAUGGAUUGAAGAUAAGCGCCAGGAUAUCAGAAGAGAAAUUCAGAUGUUAAAUGAAAAGUUGGAAGAUCUUACAGGGACACCACCAUCUUCAAGCAAGCAACUGGAGGUUUCCCAUCUAUCUUUUGAGCUUGAAGAACCACAAUCCAACAUAGAGACAGUGAAAAAGAUUGGAAAUGUUAUGGCAGCUCUGCCAUUGAAGUUACCAAGAUUUAUGAGGCCCACCCUUUGCAGCAGAAGAAAAUCUGGAGUAGAUUGCCAAACAUCAGCAGAAAACGACGCAAAGGCUGUAAAAAUGAGGCGGCCAAAACCUCAUCAUGCAGAAUCUGUGAGUUUACCCAUGAACGGUACAGCAGAAUACAACUCAGAGAGCAUUAUUUCCAGAAAUAGCUGCUUGGGUUUGGAACUUAAAUGUACUCCAGACAAUGAAACAGAAGGCAGCCAAGAAAAAUCUGAAUGUGAUAUCAAAACAGUAGUAUUCCCAAUACAGGAUAAGUUACCAAGGGCUCGAAAUGGUAAAACGGCUGACCACAGUUGCGGUCAGACACAUAGAAAUAGGAAAACAAACUACAUAAAUUCCCCAAAACUCAUUAAUAUUGAUGAUUGGCUUCAAUCAAACAAGUAUGCACAUGGUACCAUCAGUUCCACUCAUCAGAAUAGGCAAGUUCUGGUAAUUCCUCACCCAGAGAAGAACAGAAGGGGUAGUCUACGGAGCGAACUGGAAGAAUUGCAUAAUGACAAAGUGAAUGAUUACAAGCUUUCAAAGAACAAGACAAACCAUGAUAAGAUUAAGAAAUUGGCCAAGGUUGGAGCAGCUGGAACGUCCAGAUCAGAAGAGGUGGCUAUGCCGACACUGGUAAAAAAUUUCAGCAAUGAAGACUCUAGAUCCAACUCUAGUUCUACAACAUACAAAAAUAAUGACAGUUAUGGUACUUCUACUCCACCUGCUAAUUGUGGAAUAUAUUCUAAUGACUACUUUUCAGUUGAGGAAAAUGUUCGUGGUACUUCUGCUUCACCUGCUAAUUGUGGUGGGGUAAUUAAAGAGAAAAAGGAUGAAAGUGGAGUUAACUGUCUGCAAGUGCAACCAAUCGAAAGCGAAACAAAAUUUUCAGAGCCUCUCAUGUUGAACACCAGUUGGACCAGCAUACAUUCUGCAUUAGAUGUCAGUGGUGGAACUAUCACUGCUGUAAUAGAUAGUGGUGUUUCAAUCUCCAGAUCAGAACAAAGACCAACAUAUCACGAGGUGCCGAAUGAAAUUGAUAACAAAGGUGAAGACAAAACAAUGCACAUCUCUCUUCAUCAUUCUGGACCGGGGAAGUUGCAACAGCGGAAUUUGCAUCUGGAUAAAGCAAAUGAAGUGGAUAUUGCAAUGCCCAUUCAAUCACAAGGACAAUCAAUGAUUGCAGGGAUAUGCAAUCUUCUAAGACAGAAAAUCCAAACGUUAUGCAACUGUGCUCUUCUGGGCUUGGGAUUUAAAAGCUUGGGCCUCGAGCAUGACUUCUUUUAUGCUUUAAUGCUUUGAAGCAUCCACCUUGGCCCUUGGUUGAUCAGUUCAGUUCAGCAUGUGGAGAUUGUUGCUAUCAAAUAGGAAAGUAAGAUGUGUUUAUGUGAAGCUGUGCAUCUGAAAGCAGUAGAGAACACCAGUUCAGGCGACCAGUUGUACUCAUAACGUUAAUGGUAGUUGCAUGGCUCAACGCAUAGUAAUACAAAAACGCUUUUCAUUGGCAGAUUAAACACAUGAACACGAUUUAUGUUCGUCGAUUAACCAACUGAUCAGAGAAUCUUUAUACGUACUGCUUUACUCUUGAAUUCUUACUGUUUCUUUGAAUUUUGCAAUAAAUCACAUUUAAAUUGGAGAGAGAA